This is a messenger RNA of Hemisphaericaspora subhashii, 1044 nucleotides long. RefSeq names its product Mia40p (gene MIA40). Gene Ontology annotation, molecular function: protein-disulfide reductase activity. Gene Ontology annotation, cellular component: mitochondrial intermembrane space. The record is from RefSeq and is a predicted model, not a curated record. Lineage: Eukaryota; Fungi; Ascomycota; Pichiomycetes; Serinales; Debaryomycetaceae. The transcript has a single exon. Gene Ontology annotation, biological process: protein import into mitochondrial intermembrane space. The coding region runs from base 1 to 1044 and encodes 347 amino acids.
AUGUAUAGACAUAUCGCUAGACAAACAAUUUCUCGUCAAUCAUCCAAAAGAUUGUCUCUUCAAAUUUCCAGAAAAUACACAACUAAUACUCCACCAAAGGGAGGCAAUAACAAUUUUUCAACCAUAACUACAAAUGUUAAUCCAGUAUAUGUUUUGGCUGGGUUAGUCCCUGCUGUGAUUGCAUAUGCUUAUUAUUCUCAGAAGGAUGCUAAUGAUGAUACUGUUUCUAAUAUUAGAGAAAAAUUUAAGGAUCUUAAUAAGAAAGUAGAACAAGAGAAGGAGACUGUAGUGGAAGAAGCUAAAAAGGUUGCAGAAGCAGUUUCUGUUCCUGCUGUGGAGCCAGUUGUUGAAGAACCAGCAGUUGUUGAAGAAGAACCAAAGGUUACUGAAGAAAAAAUUGCGGAAGUGUCGGAACCAGAAUCUAUCCUUGAUGUAUCAAUUGAAGAACCUAUUGAAGAAAAGCCAGUCGCAGAAGUAGAACAACCAAAGGCUGAAGAAACUGUUGUCGCAGACGUGGAAGAACCAAAACAACAAUCUGAAUCAGAACCACAACCAGAAACCGAAUCUGAAGUAAAACAACAACAACAACCAGAAGGUGAAGAACCAAAAGAAGGAGAAGCCGCAUUCAAUCCAGAAACUGGAGAAAUCAAUUGGGAUUGUCCAUGUUUAGGAGGAAUGGCCCAUGGUCCAUGUGGCGAAGAAUUCAAAGAAGCUUUCUCCUGUUUUGUAUUUUCUGAAACUGAACCAAAGGGUAUUGAUUGUAUUACUAAAUUUGAAAAUAUGAGAUCUUGUUUUAAGAGAUAUCCUGAACAUUAUAAAGAUGAAUUAUAUGAAGAAGGGGAAGAAGAAUUACAACAACAACAAGGACAAGUAAAUACUGAGGCUGUUGCUGCUGUUGAAGCUAUUGAACCUGUACUUGAAGAAGUUGUUAUUGUUAAACCAACUGUUAUUGAAGAGGUUGUUGUUAAUCCAGUUGUUGCUGAAGAAGAAGUUUCUGUUGAAGAAGAACUUGUUAAAGAAGCUAUUGAACAAACUGAGAAUUAA